Messenger RNA from Xiphophorus maculatus (southern platyfish), 2044 nucleotides. RefSeq names its product fibroblast growth factor 16 (gene fgf16). Gene Ontology annotation, cellular component: cytoplasm. Gene Ontology annotation, biological process: animal organ morphogenesis; fibroblast growth factor receptor signaling pathway; positive regulation of endothelial cell chemotaxis to fibroblast growth factor. Gene Ontology annotation, molecular function: growth factor activity; fibroblast growth factor receptor binding. The record is from RefSeq and is a predicted model, not a curated record. Lineage: Eukaryota; Metazoa; Chordata; Actinopteri; Cyprinodontiformes; Poeciliidae.
AAGAAGAGCGUUCAACUCAUUUGUGUCAUGAGUUGCAAAAAGUUGGUCUAAAAGUGAAGAUUAAGUAAAGCAAACUGAUGCGCGUAAGAAGGGAUGCCAGCCAGGCGUGGCUUGAAUCUGAGUGUCCAAUGUGAGAAUGCGUGGGGAGUAUGUAUAUAUUAGAGUCUUUCCAUUUGAUAAACACAGAUAUCAAACUCAUGAUUAAAGCAAAGGACUAUCAAUAAACUGAGAGGACUUUCCUGACUUUGGAGGAGCACGGCGCGCCGGGGACGCUCUUUUUUUCCUGCGUACAUGGACCGGACUUGUGUGUAAACUUUUCUCCCUCCGCAAGUCGCUGCACAUACGUCUCAAAUGCCUUCGCUUAAUGUGACAGCUGUGCAAACGAUGGCAGAGGUCGGGAGUUUUCUGGGGACGCUCGACUUGGAUUUACAGAGCUUCCCUGCGCUGGCAAGCGCGCCCUUGUCGGAGUCUCCGGCGGGGCUGAGCGAGCGGCUGGGGCAGAUCGAAGGCAGGCUGCAGCAGGGGUCGCCCACAGACUUCGGCCACCUUAAGGGGAUCCUGAGGCGGCGUCAACUCUACUGCAGGACAGGCUUUCAGCUGGAGAUAUUCCCCAACGGCACCGUGCAUGGGACACGACAGGACCACAGCAGAUUUGGUAUCCUGGAGUUCAUCAGCCUGGCAGUGGGGCUGGUCAGCAUCAGAGGGGUGGAUGCUGGACUCUACCUGGGCAUGAAUGAGAAAGGAGAGCUCUAUGGAUCGAGUAAGCUUACAGCAGAGUGCGUGUUCAGGGAGCAUUUUGAGGAGAACUGGUACAACACCUACGCUUCAACGCUGUACAAGCACACGGACACGGGACGCUUCUACUACGUGGCGUUAAACAAGGACGGAUCGCCCAGGGAGGGUGGCAGGACUAAGAAACACCAGAAACUCACCCACUUCUUGCCACGGUCGGUAGAUGGGGAAAUGCCUCAGGCGUACAGAGAUCUGCUCCAGGACAGGUGACCAACGCUCACACUGGGAGAACUGGUUACAUCUGGAGCCCCAGAGAUAAACAAAGUCGAAGAGGCGGAAGACUAGAGAGUGGGGGUGUUGUGGAUAUUCUGGAUCUUGUGGAGAACUGUUUACCCCUGAGCUCUCACGGAGGUCACAUGUGACCAGGACAUAAACAUUCAGCUCGAUCCUGGAUGUCUUUCGUCUGCCUCGGCUUUGGACUUCAGCGAAGAGGAGACUGCUUCCUCUGUGGAGGACUGAGCAGCUGGGGGUGAAUCAGGAAAACCAAACCAAGAUGCCAGGGUUUUUUUUUUUUUUUCCUUGCAUAGACACUUGAGUGACAUGCAACAGCACAUGGAGUGGGGGCUUCUUGUGUGUAAAAGCACAAACCUGAAAAACUAAAUCUGGUGGCUAGAAAAGCUCCAGGAAGUUCCCUUUUUAGGAGUGCUACAGACAUUUCUGGUAUGACAUGCAAGAAGGGUUUGGCUUGCUAAGUUUGGUAUAAUCAGGUACUUCACAAUCUGUACGCAGAUUAAAAACUACCACAAGGCGAACGUCUCAGAUGGAAAAAGAGGGCAACAUCUUUGCAAUGACUGUAGGACUGAUGAAGCACUUACCUAAACAUCCAAAGUCCCAGCUGUGGGUUUGGUUUGAACCUAAACAUCACAUUCAUCACAUUUAAAUGAAAGCGUAAAUUCAGUAGGCUCGGGACGUAAGCACUUCACCGACUGCGGUUUAAAGGAAUAACAGAUACGUUUGGUUAAAUAGUGGCGACUUGUAAUGUUCAGAGUGCGGCGAACAUUAUUAAAGGAAAAAAAAACAUGCAAGCGUCUUGAGGUGUACAUAUGGGUGUUCCUAUUUAUGAGAUGUACAAUAUAUUUAUUUUCUACAUAUAAAGUAUAAAUGUAAAUCUAUAUAUUUAUUUAUUGCAAAGAGUUUAUUUUGUAAUGAACGUGAAGAUAUUUGGACUGCAGAUUCUACUGAAAUGAGGCAAAAAAAAAAGGAGUGAAGAACUGCAACAGACAUGACAAUAAAAUUGUCCUGCUAUCGAGAA